UUGUGUACUUGUGUACUAUCUCUAUGGUUAGUGUAGUGCGGAUGAGUGUGUGCUGUGGUACUCUCAGGUACUCUGUAGUAUGUUAGUAUGUAGAAGACUUUCACAUGAAGCUCGAUGUGUUUAACCGGAAACUGAGGAGCUUUUUCUGGUUGUUGAGCUGAAAAGAGGAAAAAAACGAUGAGCAGCAGAAACAUGAAGCAGCUUCAGCGCUCGGUUCCUCCUUCUGCUUCUCUCAGAGCUUCUCGUCAUGUCGGACAGGAGAAAGUUUUCAGCCAAAACCAGUUAAAUUAGUGGUUUUACUGGGAGAUAAAAGUGGAAUCUGAGUCUGUGUUGAUUCUAACGGAUCCUCGGUGUUUAUGAUGGAUGUUGAUGUAAAAGACGACCCAGCAAAGGCCACACAGGCACCGUGCCCGGGUAAAGCUGGCUGGCUGAAGAAGUCGUCGGGGAAGUUCCUGGGCAGCUAUAAGGACCGCUACAUCCAGCUGGAGAAAACUGAGAUCGCCGUGUACGAGAACGAGGAUUUAAAGAACUGUGUCGAGCGCCUGGAUCUGGAAAACUAUGAGAAAUGCCUGGAGUUACGCAGCCCCUUCAAAAAGAAAUACAGACUAGUUCUGAUCCGAGCACCCAAGAGUGGGAGUAAGGUCUGUGAUAUUAAACUUCAGGCUUCAAAUCAGGAGGAGAAAGAGAUUUGGAUCAAAGCCCUCAGUGAUGGAAUCAACAAAGCAAAGAAUAAAGUAUUUGAUGAGGUAAAAGUAGAUGAAAGUUUAUCUUUAGAGCACGUGACCCGAUCUCGACCGAAGGGAAACAGAGGGAGGAGACCACCAACCAGGAUACACAUGAAGGAGACUGCAAACAUCUCAUCAGAUGGAGUCCUGAUACUGGACCUGGAGGACAGUAAACCUAAUGGAACCCACUUCCUGAGUGUUGAUGGGAGUGCACAGGCGCCUCCGUCAAAAUCUUUCGAUGCCAUUCCAGAGGAGGACAUGGAUGAAGAUUCUGCAGCUCCAAAGAAAGUUCUAAAGCCACCAAUGCCUCCAUCCAAGGAAAACAAACCCAGUGAAAACCAGGAGGGUGAGGCCGGACCGGAGGAAGCUGCUCCACAGAAGAAGAUUCUUAUGCCUCCGAUGCCUCCAUCAAAGGAACAGAAGCCACCUCAGAAUGUUCAGGAGGAACCAUCAGGCAGUGAGAUGGAAGAAAAGAAAGUUGUAAAGCCACCCAUGCCUCCAUCAAAAGAAAACAAACCAAGAAUUUCUUCAACUGGAGACACGACUGAGGACAGCAGCAGCUCAGAGAACGAAGAGUCUGAAGCAGGAAGCACCAGAGACACGCCCAGUCAGGAGCAGGAGAAGAUAGAGGACACAGAGUCAUCUAAAUCUGGACCAAUCAUGAAAACCCACCAUCCACCAACCCCACCUUUAAAAGACGUGAAACCCAAGCCCCAUCAUCAAGGUGUCAAUAAUAAAGGAAGUAUGGAGGUCGUUGAGACAGCUGAGGAGUCGGAUAUGACUAAGACAAAAGAUGUUCCAAAGCAGCAAGGCGUAAUGUGGGACUCACCUUCAGGAUUACAGAAAAGUUCUGCUGACCACAGUGAGGCCGUUCAGAAGAGUCCCGGCCGUCCUGCCCCGCCUAAAAAGAAACCAGUCAAGGUCCCUGUCAAAACGGAGGACCAGACUGAGGGAGUUCCUGAAUCUGUGGAGCCCAAAGAGGAGCAAAAGAUCAUCAUCCUGAGUCCUAACAGUUCUGAAAUAAGUGAGGAGACCAACAACAAAUCUGCUGUGGAACUGGAUGAAAAGUCUAUAGACAGCGGUCAGAUCUCGGCUGAGGAGUCUGAAAGUAGUGACCAGGUGACGCCAUCGACGGAUAAGCUGCAGAGCAGUCUGGAAGUCUUAGACGGAGUGACCAGCGAAGAGGAACUUGAGCCAUCUGACAGCAAGAAGGAUCCACCUUCAUCCAGCCCAGUUACUGCUGCAGGCACAGCGCUGAAAUCCUCCAAACUAAAAUCUGCAUCCAUGGGAGACCUUCUCAACUGCCUGCUUGCUCCAGAAUCUGCUGAAGGUCAGAACAUGGAGGACCUGCAAACUAAAGUGUCCAUGGAGAUUAAAAAGACAGAAGAGCUGCUGGAUAAAAUAACACCCAGAGAACCUUCUGAAGGACCCGGGGACACUGACGGGGUUCCAGACCCGGAGGUUCUUCUCACCGCUGCGAUGGAGAAGCUUAGAAAAGCUGAGCAGUUUCUGCGAGAGGCCAAAAGUUUAAAAGAGCAAGAAAACAAGAGCAACAGAACAAGCUGGUAACUGAAAAAGUGCAAUUAUUUUCCCUCGUCUCUUUUAUACUGGACCACUGAGUAGAGGAUCGAUUUAUCUAGAGUUAAAGUUCAGUAAUAGUUGGGACAGGAUGUGAAAUGCUGGUAAAAGCAGUCAGCAGUGAUUAGAUUAGUAUUAGAUUAACUGUAUAAAACAGGAUGUUGUACUUAUCGAUUGUUAAGGACCUUGAUCUUGAUUGGCUGAAUUAUUCACUGAUGCAUUUUUGGCGCCUCGACCCGUCCCGGCUCACGAAGAACUUGAUGUUUCUAAGCUACUUUUUUUUUACCUAAACAUAAUUCACUGCAUUAUAUCAUUUCUUGGAUUUUUGUCUUACAUUUUACUCUUUCUAAUCUAAAAUUGCUCGACCCAACCUGUGUUGCAUCAACUUUAAAAUAAGAAGUUAGAAUUAUUAACAGUAAAUAUCUGACUGUUAUAGUCUGUCAGUGAAAGAGAAUUUUUAAUCAGUGAUCAGUUUUUAUAUGAAUUUUACACCCUGUUCUAACAGUUUUUGUUUGCAUGUUUAUAGUUUUAUAUUCAGCUACCAUAAAUUAACAUUUUUAAACUCAAUUUUGCGUCCAACUUAUGAAAUCGUACGUGGUGACAGUAACUGUGACUGGAUAUUUUUGUUUUUUUUGCCUUGUGAUAAACGUAGUUUAUAUUAAAUCAGCCACUAUGUAUAUAUAUAUAUAGUUAUAUAUUUAUAGUUAUAUAUAUAGUUAUAUAUACAGGGGUUGGACAAAAUAACUGAAACACCUGGUUUUAGACCACAAUAAUUUAUUAGUAUGGUGUAGGGCCUCCUUUUGCGGCCAAUACAGCGUCAAUUCGUCUUGGAAAUGACAUAUACAAGUCCUGCACAGUGGU
Trichomycterus rosablanca is the source of this 3164-nucleotide messenger RNA. RefSeq names its product pleckstrin homology domain containing, family O member 2 (gene plekho2). Lineage: Eukaryota; Metazoa; Chordata; Actinopteri; Siluriformes; Trichomycteridae. Bases 357 to 2294 code for a protein of 645 amino acids. The record is from RefSeq and is a predicted model, not a curated record. Gene Ontology annotation, biological process: macrophage apoptotic process. The transcript has 6 exons.